AUGGGUAUUGAUAGAGUUAAUAAUGAAGAUGAUUCAUUAAAUAAUAUUUAUAAUCCAUCAAAAGAUCCAAAUUAUAUAAAGUUAGUAAAUGUUUUAACUGAACUUAAAUCAAAUGGAAUUAGUGAUUCUGAUCCAACAUUUACUUCAAUCUUACAAAUUACUAAACUAUAUUUAAUGAAUAAAACUAAUAGUGGUAUCAAUAAUAAUGGUGUCAAUAAUAAUAAUGGUAAUAACAAUAGUAAUAAUGAUAAUAUAGUUGAAUUAUUUAAAGCACAAGUUGAAUCAUAUAAAUAUAUAUCUAGAAAUUUACCAAUACCAGUUGGAGUUUUACAAAAGAUGUCACCAAUUUUAGAGAAUUCACCACAUGUACCAUCAUUUAAAGAGGAAUUAUUAAAUUUGAAAUAUUAUCCAAAGGGAUUAAUUAAAUUGGAUCAAAAUAAUAACCCUAUCACUACAAACACAAUGGCAUAUCAACAAUUGAGUUGUAACCAAAGAAUGAUUCAACAACAAAAAGAGAGAAUACAACAAGAACAACAACAAGCACAACAACAAGAGCAAAUUAGAAUUUUACUACAAGAGAAACAAUUAAGACAAACUGAAACUUUAAAUAAUACAAAUAAUAAUAACAAUAAUAAUAGUAAUAAUAAUAAUAAUAAUAAUAAUAAUAAUAAUAAUAAUAAUAAUAAUAAUAAUAAUAAUAAUAAUAAUAAUAAUAAUAAUACUAGCGCAAAUGGUAAUAAUAUUAAUAAUAAUAAUAAUAAUAAUAAUAAUACUACAAACACAAAUGGUAAUAAUAAUAAUAAUAAUAAUAAUGAAAUUGAAACAUUAACAAAAGAAGAAGAAUUAGAAAAAGAAAAAGAAAUACAAAGAUUAAGAGAUUUACAAAAACCAAUAAUUUAUAAGAGUUGUAUACCAGCAAGUGUUGAAAAUAUUAAAGGUUUACCAGAGGCUAUUCAUUCUAUAAAUGAGAGAGAAAUGAAAAUUCAAGCAAAAGUGAUAACACGUAUUGAUGAAUUGAAGGAGAUACCAACUCAUUAUUUACCAACUGAUGUUAGAAUUAGAUCAGAGAUUGAGAGUAAACAAUUGAAACUAUUGGAAUUACAAAGAAAACUUCGUAAUGAUGUAUCGUUAGAGAUGGAGGAUCAAGUAUUGAUACGUUCAAUUCAAAACAAUAGCAAGGGAUAUGAUGACAAUGAUUACAAUCUCUACGUACGUUCAAUUCCACGUUUAAUCAAUAGACCUAUCGAUCAAACUAGUUCAAUCUACGAUACUACUACAACUCAAUUACCAGAGAGUAUAUUGGUGACAAAUAAAAAGAAAUUCUUGGAAGCAAUUGCAAUUCAUGCAAGAGAUUUCAAAGUGUUUCAUAGUAACAAUGAGAAAUUUCUUCGUCAAAAUGUUAUCAAAGCAAUACAUCGUUAUCAUAAAGAGAAAGAAAAGAGAGAGAUUGAACGUUUAUCAAAGGAACGUAUUCGUUUACUUAAAGCACGUGAUACCGAAGGUUAUAGAGAUCUUUUAGCAAAAACAAAGAAUGAACGUUUAGAAAUGCUUUUAGGUGAAACUGAUUCCCUCUUAAGUAGUAUUCAUCAAUUAAUGGAAAAAGAACAAACUGAAAAAAGAGCACGUGAAUUAGAAGAAGAAUUAAAACAAAAUGAAGAACAAUUAAAUGAUCAUAAUGGUACAAAUACUAAUAACAACAAUACCACCACCACUACCACCACUACUUCUACUACAACAUCAACAUCAUUAUCAAAUGAAGGUCAACCAAUUGCAAAUAUAACUUCACCACUCCAAUCAACUACAACUAUUUUAGCAAAGAAAUCAAAUAAUUUAGUGAUUGAACAACCAGAUCUUAUGACUGGUGGUAAAUUAAAAGAAUAUCAAGUAACUGGUUUAGAAUGGUUAAUUUCAUUGUAUACACGUAAUUUAAAUGGUAUUUUAGCCGAUGAAAUGGGUCUUGGUAAAACUGUACAAACCAUUGCAUUCAUUUCAUUCCUUUAUGAACGUAUGAAUGUUAGAGAGCCAUUCUUGGUAGUAGCACCAUUGUCAACCAUUAGUAAUUGGGUAUCAGAGUUUGCACGUUGGUCACCAAAACUUCAUGUGAUCGUUUACAAGGGUAAACAAGAUGAGAGAAGAGAGACAGCAAGAACCAUACCAAGGAAUGCAUUUUGUGUAGUUAUCACCUCUUUUGAAUAUAUCAUAAAGGAUAGAAAAACAUUGGGUAGGGUUCAUUGGAUCUAUAUUAUCAUUGAUGAAGGUCAUCGUAUCAAAAAUAAAAAUAGUAAACUCUCUGUACAAUUACGUCAAUAUCAUAGUAGAAAUAGAUUACUACUCACAGGUACACCAUUACAAAAUGAUUUGGGUGAGUUGUGGGCAUUGUUAAACUUUUUGUUACCAACUAUUUUCAAUUCAGCUGAUACUUUCCAAAAUUGGUUCAAUGCACCAUUCCAAGCAAAGGGUAAGAAUUUAAUCAAUGUCAACGAAGAGGAGUCUUUGAUCAUUAUCAAUCGUCUCCAUCAAGUUUUAAGAUUUUUCUUAUUACGUCGUUUGAAAUCAGAUGUAGAGAGCCAACUUCCAGACAAGAAGGAAAAAGUUAUCAAAUGUAAUAUGAGUGCACUUCAAAUUGCAAUGUAUAGAUCAUUGGUAGAGUAUGGUGUACUCCCAAUCGAUCCAGAUUCAAAGGAGGGUAGAAGUGGAAGAUUGAAAAUGAAAGGUUUCAAUAAUAUCGUUAAACAACUUCAAAAGAUUUGCAAUCAUCCUUACCUCUUUAAAGAUGAAUGGGAUAUCAAUGAGGAUCUCAUUAGAACCAGUGGUAAAUUCGAUACUAUGGACCAAAUUCUAACGAAAAUGCAUGCCUCCAAACAUCGUGUUCUCAUUUUCACUCAAAUGACAGAGGUUAUCAAUCUAAUGGAGGAGUAUUUCUCUUUGAAAGAAUGGACUUUUCUUCGUUUGGAUGGUUCAACUAAACCAGAGGAACGUGCUCAUUUGGUUGUCGAAUGGAAUCGUCCUGAUUCACCAUUUUGGAUUUUCGUACUCUCAACUCAUGCCGGUGGUUUAGGUAUGAAUUUACAAACUGCCGAUACUGUAAUCAUUUUCGAUUCCGAUUGGAAUCCACAAAUGGAUCUUCAAGCUCAAGAUAGAUGUCAUCGUAUUGGUCAAACUAAUUCUGUGUCGGUGUUUCGUUUAAUCUCUGCCAACUCUAUCGAAGAGAAAAUUCUAGGUAGAGCCACCGAUAAAUUGGAGAUCGAUGCAAAGAUUAUUCAAGCCGGUAUGUUUAACACUCAUUCCAACGAUCAAGAAAGACGUGCAAAAUUGGAACAAUUCCUUCAUGGUUUCCCCAAUAAUACUUUGGAUGAAGUACCAGUGGAUCUAAAGGAAAUCAAUAAAUUGAUUGCUCGUGAUGACUUUGAAUUCAAACAAUUCCAAGAGAUGGAUAAAGAACGUUUGAAAGUGGAUCAAGCAAAUUCAAAGAAAACUAGACAACCAAUUAAACCACGUCUAAUGAUCGAAAAAGAAUUACCUGAAUGGGUUUUGGCAACUCCUGUCACCGAUAAGGAUGAAGAUAUCGCUGGUAAGAAACGUUCAACCGCCAUUGCUUCUGCCAAUAGUUUUGUUCAUGAUAAUUUAACCGAUAAUCAAUAUGCUAGAAUGAUUGAAAAGAAUAUGACCUUUGAACAGUAUAAAGCUCAUUUAGAGGCAAAGAAAUUAAAGAAUGGCAAAUCUAAAAAAGAUGGUGAGAAAAGUAAAAAGAAAAAAGGUAAAAGUAGAGGUAGAAAGAAUAAAUCUGAUGAUGAAGACUCUUCCGAUGAUGAACUUGAUGAUGAAGGUAUUUCAUCUGAUGAUGAUGAUAAUAAUAUUAAUAAUAAUAAUAAUAAUAAUGAUAAUAAUAAUAAAAACAAUAAUAAUAAUGAUGAUGAAGAAACUGGUGCUAUUCAAAAACAAAUCGUUGAACGUCGUCGUGCUACCCCUCAACAACGUAAACAACAACGUCAACAACAACAAGAAAAACAAAAUCAUGAAAAUAAUAGUGAUAAUGAAAAUCAAGAUGAUAUUAUUCAAGUUGAUGAUCAUCCAACUAAUGGUAUUGAAAAUAGUAGUAACAAUAAUAAUAAUGAUGAUAAUAAUAGUAAUGGUAAUAGUAAUCAACAACAACAACAACAACAAUCCAAUAAUGGUGAAACACCAACACCUGCUAAAAAAGGUAGAGGUAGACCAAGAUUAUCAAAUAAUCCAACUCCAAUUAAAAGAAAAUUAGAUGAUCUUAAGGGUAAAUCUGAUGAUAGUCCAAAACCAUCAAAGAAAUCUUUAAUGUCUGAAACAGAAACGAGUGACAACGAACAAUCAAUGGAUUCUGGUGAUAAUAGUAAUAAUAAUAAUAAUAAUAAUAACAGUAAUAAUAAUAAUAAUAACAAUGAAAAAAAUAAUAAUAGUAAUGGUGAACCAAGUGAAAAUGGUAGUCAAGAAAAUGUAAAUGGUAAUGGUAAUGUGGCUUCUACUGCUGCAACAAAUGGUACAUCAGUUCAUACUCCAGGUAAAAGAGGUAGAAAGAAGAAGAUUAGACCAAACCCUGAAGAUGAAGAAAAGGAUAAAGAUAAAGAAAAUGAAAAUGAAAAUGAAAAUGAAAAGGAAAAGGGAAAUGAAAAAGAUAAGGAUCCAACUUCAACCACUUCUCCUACCACAACUACCACUUCAACUUCAGCAGGCACUUCUUCUGGUUCAUCAUCAUCAGUUUUAAAUACCCCACUUUCUCCUGAAUCUCCUUUUACAACUAGAUCAGGUAGAACAAGAUUUCCAAAAAAUUCAACUGAACAAUAA
Molecule: messenger RNA, 4815 nt
Organism: Dictyostelium discoideum AX4
Lineage: Eukaryota; Evosea; Eumycetozoa; Dictyosteliales; Dictyosteliaceae
Product: SNF2-related domain-containing protein
Exons: 2
Coding region: 1-4815 (1604 amino acids)
Biological process (GO): regulation of DNA-templated transcription
Cellular component (GO): nucleus
Molecular function (GO): nucleotide binding; histone binding; ATP binding
Source: RefSeq, a predicted model, not a curated record